This is a messenger RNA of Synchytrium microbalum, 1605 nucleotides long. RefSeq lists its product as uncharacterized. Gene Ontology annotation, biological process: nuclear-transcribed mRNA poly(A) tail shortening; regulation of DNA-templated transcription. The coding region runs from base 1 to 1605 and encodes 534 amino acids. Lineage: Eukaryota; Fungi; Chytridiomycota; Chytridiomycetes; Synchytriales; Synchytriaceae. The record is from RefSeq and is a predicted model, not a curated record. Gene Ontology annotation, cellular component: CCR4-NOT core complex; P-body. The transcript is spliced from 2 exons.
AUGGCCUAUAAUAGUCAGCCUGGAAGAGGCCCGUUAUUUUAUACAGCCGCCCAGCAACAGCAACAGCAGCAGCUGCAACAGUCAACUAGCAGACAGGGCUCACUGCAGCAGAAUCCAUCAUCAAGUUAUGGCGAUGGGAGCGUCUCAAUGGCAGACUUCCCUGCACUGGCAAAUAACUCACUCAGGGAUCAUCCAUCUGGAAAUCCAUCUGUAAUGUCCUUCUCAUCCAUCGCUGCUGCCAGCAGCACACCAUUUUAUAGUACUCCCAUAAACAGACGAGACAUGGUCGAUGUAAAUGGUAUUGACGACUUUCCAGCUCUCACUCCUAGCAAUCCUACUGGUAGAUCGACGUUAGGAGACAUGGCUUUUGGAAUGCCUGUGCGGCGAGACGGCCCUCCUGGAAUCAAUAGUAUAGUAAACAUGAACGCCCCUAGGAACAUGAAUACUAUGAACUCGGCAAGAACUGGUAGAUCAGACGACUCAAGCUUUUUUAAUGGUGUGCUGAGAGGUGGAGCGAGUGCUAGUGUUGGUGGAUCUAUGAACAACACUUCAAUGAAUGGUACCAUGAACGCCAAUGGUCCAAGUCUACCUAACGACCUCUCUGGAUCAACAAUCCCGCCGGGAAAGAGACCACCAUUUGGCUUAUCUAGCCCGGAUUAUUCUAGAGCUCCCUUCUCGCUAACACCAGCAACUCCAGCGUCUGCAAAGGCGUCCGAUUUUGUAUUUUCCAACGUACCCGCUGGUACAUCGUCAACGCCUGUAGUACCAUCGUCCCAGAUAUCCAACAAUAGUAUACAGACCACGUCGAAUGUAUCUCCGGCCUCUCUAAGCUCGAAUGGUAAUCCACCGAAUCCAACAGUGAGAUUUGGGGUUCUAGGAUUGUUGGACGUCAUUCGGAUGACUGAUAGAGAUCUAAAUAUGCUAGCCUUGGGUCAGGACGUGACAAGUCUAGGAUUGAGUCUGUCGUCAGCCGAUAAUUUAUAUUCAACCUUCAUGUCACCGUUUUCCGAAACACCAUCUCUCGGUGCCGAGCCACAAUUCCACCUGCCACCGUGUUAUAAUCUACCACAGCCGCCACCGCCAUCUAUAUCGAAAAUAAGUUCCUUCUCUGACGAAACUUUAUUUUACGUAUUCUACGCACUCCCGAGAGAUGCUGCACAAGAAGCAGCGGCUCAGGAGCUCUACAACAGAAAUUGGAGAUACCAUAAAGAGUUUCGGCUUUGGCUUACAAAAGAGCCCGGUAGUGAGGUACUGCAGAAAGGGGCAGGCUUUGAAAGAGGUAUAUACGUAUUCUUUGACCCUCAACAAGGGGCAAGAGUGAAGAAGGAAUGCUUCCUGUAUUACGACCAGCUAGAGGAGCGAGGUCCGGUAGGUGGAUCCGUUAAUAAGGUAUCUGCUGGGGUUAUUGGCUCUGGAGGUAGUGCGGUAGUUGGUGCUAAUAGUGCUACAUCCAUUGGUGGUAAUAAUGUUAGUAAUUCCAAUUCGAGUACAGAAGCAGGGUUUGGUCCUUCUCGUGUAUUGGAUUUCGGCGGCACCUUUGUAAAGGACUCUUUGCCUCCAGGAUUUAACAGUGGGACCGCCGCUGGAAACAGUUUAUGGCGUUGA